Epithele typhae is the source of this 1188-nucleotide messenger RNA. RefSeq lists its product as uncharacterized. The transcript has 5 exons. Bases 1 to 1188 code for a protein of 395 amino acids. The record is from RefSeq and is a predicted model, not a curated record. NCBI's taxonomy places the organism in Eukaryota, Fungi, Basidiomycota, Agaricomycetes, Polyporales, Epitheliaceae.
AUGCACGUGAAACGCCCGCCGCUCGCCCCCGACGACGACGAGCUCCUCGAGCGCCGUGGCGGCGGCGAGCACGGUGCGGAGCCAGAGGUAGCUGGGGCUGUGGAGCGCGAGGUGCAUCGCGCGCACGGACGCGAGCGGGAGGUGCGAGGGGAGGCCCUGGAUCCAUUCGCGCGCGUACACCGCGCGGGGGAGCGGCGGCCAGGCGAUCCGCCAGGCGAGCUCGAGCCGGCCGCGCGGCCUGCGGGCGCGCGCGGAGGCGGGGUCGGGGGCGCCCUCGGCGACGAGGGCGACACCCGCGUAGGAGUGGGCGAGGUGGAGGCGAGCGAGAUGCGGGAAGAAGGGGAGGGGAGGGAGGCGCGCCCAAUCGAGCGUGGCUUCGGGCUGGGAGGUGAGAUGGUCGAGCAGGGCAUGACAGAGGCGCCAGUCAGACCAGACGAUUGUGCAGAUAAAGGAGGGCGGGGGUGCCCGAGAGAAGGUGGAGGAGUUCUCGAAAGGGUUUGGGCUGAGCGCGCGGCUCUUCUUGAAGCGCAGAUGGAGAUGAGAUCCGCUACCCAGAGAGUGUGCCAUGAAAUCGUAUCCGUCAACACGCUCCUCGUCCUCAAACGCCAGCGCCUCUUCAUCCGAUAUGAAACAUACGCUUUCAAGCGUCGGGCUGAACAGGAAGGAGUCCAGGGUGGAGAGGGAAGUGGGGAUGAUUCUGUCGGGGUGCGCAGCGUCUGGUUGCCUCUGGUAAAGUUGCAAAUGGGAAACAGUGAGCUGUCGACCUUCCAGAUAUUGGACAGUGGCAGGGAGUAUCUCAUCGCUGAAUACGACGGAAAGAACGACAGGGGCGUCUCCGGCACGAUCGAGCAAGAAGGUGCUGAGCUUAGCGUGGGCUUCGAGAAUGACAGUGCGCCAGGAUCUACAGACGUGGAUGAGGCGAAAGAGAGGUCGAAUGUACUUGGAUUUGACGUCCAUCCAAGGGACUGUCGUAAGCCUCCGGAAGGAUGGGAGGAUAGCGGAGUCGGAAAGCAGAAUGUGACAGAUGAGAAGAAAGACAUCUUGUGGAAGUUGAUCGAACGUAGUGACCCCGGCGUCACAAACGAGGCUUUGAGAGGUGACUGGGUUCUACCGGCAAUUGUAAGGGUACAGUUACUUCGGCAAAAACAUAUCAUACCAUGUUGGAUCUACUGGAGGGAGGUCGGAUGA